AUGGAUCAGAAACCCCAGGCUCCUGACAACGGCUCAGGAGCCUCCAUCAAGAGCCAGGAGGGUCCCCAGAUGGGAGUGGUGGUCUCCAACGGCUGUUGUAACAAAGUUCCACAAAGCAGCCGCAGCUCCACACGCUCGUACUUCUUCCUGAGCGUGCUUUCCAUCAUAGCCUCCUCCUUCUUCACGGUGAACACCCCUGGGCUGCUGUGGGGCUUGCUCGCCUCCAGCCAGCCCAUCUCCUUCGCAGGCUGCGUGGUCCAGAUGGCCCUCACGGCGCUCCACGGCACCGCCGAGUGUCUGAUCCUGGCCGUCAUGGCCUACCACCGACUCGCCGCCGUCUGCCACGCUCUCCUCUACCACAGCCUCACGGCCCCACGUCUCUGUGUCCAGCUGGUGGCGGCCACCUACACAGCUUCUGUUGCCAGUUCAGCUUUGCUGACCAGGACCGUCUUCAGGCUGCCCCACUGUGGCCAAAUCAUUAACCACUAUUUCUGUGACAUCCCCCCGGUGCUCCAGCUCGCCUGCAGAGACGCAGCCCAGGCUGAGGCCGUCAUCUUCCCGUCCGCUGCCCUGGUUAUCCUCCUUACCAUCGCCGUUACCCUGGUCUCCUAUGCCUACAUCCCGGUUACCGUCUGCACGAUGCGUUCCCUCAAAGCUCAGAGCAAAGCCCUCUCCACGUGCGCCUCCCACCUCGCCCUCCUCUGCCUCUUCUACGGCACCACCACCUCUAUGUACACCCAGCCAAGCUCUUGCAGCUCCUCGGAACAGAACGAGGUGGUGUCUGACUUCCACAUGGUGACCAUCCCCUCGCUGAACCCUCUGAUCUACAGCCUGAGGAAUACAGACGUGAAGGCUGCUCUGAAGAAGAGAUGCCUCAGCCUGCCGCCUUCCUAA
Capra hircus (goat) is the source of this 894-nucleotide messenger RNA. RefSeq names its product olfactory receptor 482-like. Gene Ontology annotation, molecular function: odorant binding; olfactory receptor activity. The record is from RefSeq and is a predicted model, not a curated record. NCBI's taxonomy places the organism in Eukaryota, Metazoa, Chordata, Mammalia, Artiodactyla, Bovidae. Gene Ontology annotation, cellular component: membrane. Gene Ontology annotation, biological process: sensory perception of smell; G protein-coupled receptor signaling pathway.